GCUUUCUUCGUGACACCAGCACUCGGAAGAAGUUGUCGCGGGGAAGAAUUGUGUUGAGGGUUCCCAUCCUCUCGUCCACCGCCAAACCCUAAAGAAAAGAGACGUUCUCUCUCUGCUCCUCCUCCUUGUUGUUGGGCUCAGGUUUUGUGUUUGGGUUCUUGAAAUGGGGUUGAGAGAUAUUGGGGCGACGCUGCCACCUGGGUUCAGAUUUUAUCCCAGUGAUGAAGAGCUGGUGUGCCAUUAUCUGUACAGAAAGAUUGCCAAUGAGGAGGUGCUGAAGGGGAGUUUGGUUGAAGUCGAUUUGCACACUUGCGAGCCAUGGCAACUUCCUGAGGUGGCGAAGCUCAACGCGACCGAGUGGUACUUCUUCAGCUUCCGCGACCGCAAGUACGCCACCGGCUACCGGACCAACCGCGCGACGAUAUCAGGGUACUGGAAAGCCACGGGCAAGGACCGCGUGGUGCACGACCCGAGCACGCAGGAGGUCGUGGGGAUGAGGAAGACACUGGUCUUUUACCAGAACAGGGCUCCUAAUGGGAUCAAGACCGGUUGGAUCAUGCACGAGUUUCGCUUGGAGUCCCCGCAUAUGCCUCCCAAGGAGGAUUGGGUGUUGUGUAGAGUGUUCUACAAGAGCAAGGAAGAUAACGCCAUCAACACGUUGCCGAGCCCACACUACACGUUCAAGGAAGCAACGGCCGCAUCAUCAGCUCCAUCGGCGAAUUUCGACACGUCCCAUUAUAUUUCCUCCCCGAAUCAAGCCUUCUCUUGUGGGAUGAUGACCUACCCUCAGGUUGCUUCGUUGUCCUCAACGUCGUCGUCUCUCCUCAGCCACAAGCCCCACUCCACACCGAAUCUUCCGCAUCAGUCCAAGGGAGCAAGCACCAAGCUCAUCGAUGAUGGUUACGGAUUCAUGUGGGACAUGAACUUCGGAGACAACAGUUUGGUAGGAGAUGCGUUGCCCUCGAACUUGGAUGACAUGAGCAUUGACAUGGACGGUGGCUCAGUUUUCCUCUAGUUAGCAACUGCGUCUUCCAGCACAUUCAUGCGGUCGUGUAUAGAGUCGAAUGCUGUUGUACACUAUGACUUUUGUGUCCGGGCGAGAAUUUGGGAGUUCUUGCUUGCUUAGGUCUGUAACAAGUUAGUGUCGGAUAUAGGUUCUGUUUGAUAGUGCUUCGGGUUACUUGUGAAUUUUCGUUAUGUACAUAGGGAUAGAUGAAAGAUAUGUCAUGGGAUUUAUCAGACGCAGUUCCGUAUCUUUUCCAGUUCAAGUAUGUGAAUGACGUGAUCUGUGGCUUAA
Messenger RNA from Eucalyptus grandis, 1297 nucleotides. Its product is annotated as NAC domain-containing protein 21/22. Gene Ontology annotation, biological process: regulation of DNA-templated transcription. The transcript has 3 exons. Gene Ontology annotation, molecular function: DNA binding. Lineage: Eukaryota; Viridiplantae; Streptophyta; Magnoliopsida; Myrtales; Myrtaceae. The coding region runs from base 164 to 1015 and encodes 283 amino acids. The record is from RefSeq and is a predicted model, not a curated record.